Molecule: messenger RNA, 1528 nt
Organism: Racocetra fulgida
Lineage: Eukaryota; Fungi; Glomeromycota; Glomeromycetes; Diversisporales; Gigasporaceae
Source: the annotation of a GenBank genome assembly
AUGGAUUCAGAAAUAUAUAUAGCAAAAACUUCUGUCUUAACACCUCAUAAAAUAUCUUUGCUUGUGCUACUUUCUAUAUACUUUGAGACUGCUAUUGAAGAUGAUUUAUUAGAAACACUCUUGUUCUUCUUGAUAGAAAAAAUAUCAAACGAACAUCGUUUUCCUGAACCAACAUUACAAGAAUUUUGUGAUGAAAUUCACCAAAGGACAUGCCCGUUGUCAAAAGUUUGCACCGAAAUUCAACGGGAAUGUGAAUCGUCAUUAGAACGAGCUUUGCUUACGCACCUAAAGUCAAUGGAUUCCCCUCACGAUUUAAUUGAACUGAUAAAAGAUUCUAAAAAACUGACAACAAAUGAAGAAAGUGAUUCUACUCCAAUUCCUCUUGGAAAAUAUAGUAUAUUGGGAAUUUUCGUUCGGCGUUGUUAUAUUGAAAGCGAAAGGUUGUUGUUUGAUGAUAUUAGCAGGUUAUACAAUGCAUUUGUUAAAUAUAAGACGGACAAAACUGUGCUGUUCUCAAAAAAAGGAAAAGAAAACAUGGAUCUUUGCUAUAAGUCGGGAGAGUUUUCUUCUGUUCUUUCAGAGGUCACGCAUCGCUAUCAUAUGUGCAAACAAGAUCUUAUAGCCAAGUGUGAUGCAGAAUCCUUUUCACAUUACAUAAUUACUCAGCUUCGCAAAUAUGGUGGUAUCUUACCUCCUGAACUUGAAAGCAAACUUCGGGUGAUACAUAAAAGAAUGCCUGAAAUAUCUACCAUAUAUUAUAUUGAUUAUGUUAAUUGGCGCGCUGACGAAUUUUUACAAAUAUUCAAAUUUUUGCCCAGAAGACGUAGAAAACCGGUGGACGCGACUGAUCAACAGAUGCUCGAUUCACUCAUUAGCAAAGCCAAGCAAUCCAACUUCAUUUAUCUGCAAUCUCUUGGGGAACUUGGGAACUCUCAACGCCAGAUUCAACAGGUUAUUGAUCAUUCUGAUACUAGUCCAGAAGAUCUUGUAACUGCCUAUUGCCAGAUGGCGGAUCUCCAUGUUUCAUAUGGUAAUUAUGAACAAGCUCUUAAAUUGCUUGAAGAAUCUAAAGAAAAAUUCCUUGGAAUACGUAGAGCAGCUUUACAAUGGGUUGUUUGCUUAGAAAAAGUCUUAUAUCAGAAGUGCUUUGCAAGAGAUGAACGUGCAAGUAUUGAAGCACUGGAGGUGCAACUUCGUGGAAGUUGUCAGGAUGACGAGGUUUUACAAGAUGACUUUAAUUAUAAUCGAGCUUUAUAUCUGGCAAGGAUUGAUCGACCAGAUGAAGCUAUGGAUCUUUUACAUGAACUUAUACAAAAGAGCUCCAGACUAGGUUCUCAAAAUCAGAUGCUGGUUGCCAAUUAUUAUCUUAAACUUGCUGAAAUCCGUAUAGAAACUGAAGAUCCAACUUCAGCAUUACCUUAUGUUUUAAGUGCCUUAUGUAUAAGUGAACGAUUUCAUCAUCAAACUCAACGCGAACAAUCCAUACCAUGGGAUGAUGUUUUAAUUCCUCUUCGCCGUGCACAAGCAG